GGUCCUCGAAAAAAAAUAAUUUGGCACUAAAUUGGAAAAGAUGUAUAAAUUUGUGGCCGCUUGCUAUGCCCUGACGACGGUUUUUUUUUUGCCUAAUGAGUCGAAAAAUAUCGAAGGGAAUUUAAACGUGUCCCCCGAACUGGACGAGAAUAGAUACAUCUCCUUGGACAAAAACAACAUAAACGACUUCAUCAAGGUGAAGGAAAACAAUUUUCUGUUCAGCGUUACCUGCGGGACGUCCAAAUUUUUGAGCGGCGUGAAGAAUUACGUUCUACACCUGCUGGAUGCACUCCGGUCGGAUCAGGUGAACCCCGAAAAUGUAGAGGCCCUCGAAGGAGUCGUGGAAAGGACGUGGGACAGGGAAAAUAAGGAGUUCCUAGAAACGACAAAAAAGCUAAUCGAGCAGUACACAGAGAACGACUUGUUCAUUCUGCAAAUAGGACUCAACAGCAUCGCGUCAGCAAUUAUCGAUAAACCGGAGAAUGUAAUUUUUGUAGAGGAAAAUGUACAAGUGUGUAAGAAUUAUUUCAUCCACAAGGAGAAUAGGUGUCUGUUACUGUUGAAGGGAGUGGAGUUCUACUGCAAGAAGGAUGAUGAGGGUGAAGAAGAAAAGUACAUACAUGAUACGCUCGAUUUAAUCUCAAAAAUUUACCAAAAUAGAAACAACCAAGUGAUAGAUGUUCUGAUUGUAAGUCACAAGUAUCCAGUGGCCUUGCUAUAUUAUAUGUACCCCUACAUGGAUUCCUCCACGUUGGUAAUCCUAAUGGAUAACUUAAACCACCAAAUGAAGGAGGCCAUUUUUGAGUACUACAAUUUUAUAGGCGAGGCAGAUUUUUCCAAAAGUUUCGAAAAACACUUCUUCAACUCCUACAAGGAGGACGAACAUAAUGAUAGUAACCCCAGGGAAAAUGCUCCCCCGAAAUAUGAACUUAACGAAAAUGCCUACAUCUAUAGCAAAAUGAAGCAAUCUCCAUUUUACGUAAUAACAUUAAAUCCUAAAAUAAUGAUGAACCCGCCACAAAAUCGGUACAAAUUUUUUAUAUCCAAGGAGUACACGUCCUCCUACGAGACAGAAAUUACUAAAAUGAUAAAGGACAUUGAAAAAAUAUUAAAGCUCAAUGGUACCUUCUACGAAAAGAAUAAAGCCUUAGUUCAGAAUUAUUUCUCCGUAAUAAAUGAAUUCGAAUUUGAAAUUGAUAAUGAUAAAGAUAAUGAUAAUGAUGGGCAUGUGAAGAAGCACGUGACGGAUAUGCUGACGUCUAUUCUGAAUUCCUUUGCCACCACAGGAGAUAUAAAUAAAAAUAAUUACAACUACGCUUUGGAGAAUUUGGGAAAUAUUUUCCAAUUAAUGCUUUUCAAUGUUUAUAAUAACUCAAAAUUUAAGCUACUUUUUACUCCUCUUAUAGAUUUUUUCAAAUUGUACUUAAAUAAAAAUGACGCAAAUUAUAUUACGUAUGAAUUUCUUCUCUAUGGACUGAUUAAGAAUUCUAGCCAGGUUGCCUCCUAUGAGCUGAAGGAACUUCUCUUCCUUGAUGUUCUAAGAGAUGUUUCCAAAACGGUGAAUAAACUUUCCAUUGCGGAAGUCAUCCAAGUAGUUACCAGGCUGAACAUUCUACUGAAGAAACUCAGGUCCAGGGAAGACAUCACUCACGUUAAGGAGUACGUUAAACGGGACUUCAAUCUCGACUACAUUAACAACGAGUUGUAG
Molecule: messenger RNA, 1708 nt
Organism: Plasmodium coatneyi
Lineage: Eukaryota; Apicomplexa; Aconoidasida; Haemosporida; Plasmodiidae
Exons: 3
Coding region: 41-1708 (555 amino acids)
Source: RefSeq, a predicted model, not a curated record